GCGGUCACACUGCUGCCGACAAAUAAAGAACAAUAAUUCCGUUUGUUGCACAAAAAAUACAUAAAUUUAAUCGCAAUUGAUAAUUAAUUACUGUGCUUACACAUACAAAGUGCAUGUGCGUGUGUGGUGGCCGUCGGUGAAACAAAAUUGUUAAUUAGAGCAUCGAAGUAGACGCGUGUAAAAAUUUGCGGAAUUAUCGUCGUGGUCGUGUCAUUAGAAAAAGAAGAGAGCGAGCAAGCGAACGAGAGCCGCCGCGAAAGCAGCCACCAGGCCAUCUCAGUGGCAGCCGCAGCCACAGUUGCCGCAUUUGGCCGCCCGCACGCAUAAAAUAUGAUCAAAUUGCUACGAAAUUGAUUUCAAUUGGCGACUCAACAAAAGCAAACGAAUCUUCAAUGUUUGACGCCUGCAGCGAAUCUUGAGAAUCAUUUCACCCCUCCAAAAAGAAGAACUAACGGAGUCAGCCAAGAACUUGCGGUUCGGUUCCCAAAGAAUGGCGCAGACAACACAGCUGCAGCAGGCAGCGCCACCGCCAUCAUCGGUCGGUGCAGGCACUGCCGCGCCCGCAGCAGCAGGAGCAGCCCAGGCGCAGCCAACGCCGGUUGCUGCCACCACACCAGUGUCGAAUCCAUCCACGCCACAGCCACCGAGCAGCAACAAUAACAACAACAAUAAUAAUAGUGUUGUGUCACCCGCUGGUAACAACAAUAAUAACGUGAUGGCGGCACCCGUGCAGGCAUUCACACCCGCCGGACAGCCAAUAUACAACCAGGGGCACAUGCCCGCUCAUGGAGGACAUCCGCAUGUGGGCGGCCACUAUGCUGCGACCAUGCUCCAGGCACCCAUUCCGAGCAACGUCUAUGUGAAGACUGUCACUGCCAAUGUGAAUCUACAUAGCUGGUCGCACUCGGUUCCCGCCUACAUACCCGGAGGAGGACAGGCCCAUUACAUGCCCCACGGCGACAUGCCACAGGACCAGCAGGGCAAUCCAUUGAUGCAACAACUGCAGCAGGUGCCGAUUACCUUGGCUACCCAGGGCGUCAGUCCCAAUCAGCAUAAUCCUAACAUGGGUGGACGCGGACGUUUACGUGGACGCGGCGGUAGAGGUGGCCCGCGACGCAAUGACUACCAUCCACGUCAUCUGCAACAACAACAACAGCAGCAGCAGCAGCAACAGCUGAUUCCUCUGCCCCCACAGCAACAAAUGCAGCCGGACAGCGCCGGCGCUGGGGCGCCCAACAUGCAGCUGCAGCCGGACCAUCAGCUGGUUGCCGGGCCGCCCGAUGGGCAAAUGCAACCUGUGCCCUACUAUCCCCAUCCUUACACCUAUGGGCCAUAUCCUGCUGCCUAUUUUGCGCCGCAGCAUGCGGCCCUGCAGGCUCCGCCCAAUGCUGGCGCAGCGGCGGCUGCCCAGCAGGUUACCGGCCCCCCGAUCUACAUGCCGUUCAUGUAUCCUAACGCCAUGUACAACUGCAUGGGAGGCUACGUAUACCAGCAUCUCAUCCCACAGCCAGAGUACCCAUACGUGUCCGAGGAUGGCAGCCAGCCGGGUGGCGUAGAUGAGCGUGGACAACAGCCGGACGGGGGCAUGCCGCAGAUCUGGCAUCCCGGCCCCAUGUAUGCGGAGGAAUAUGCCGACGUGCUUCAGCAGCAGCAACAACAACAACAUCAGCAGCAGCAGGUCUCGAAUCCGAAUGGAGCACCUGGUCUCGGCGAUGAGCUCAAUCACAACAACUUCUCGCUGCCAUCCUCGGAAACGGGCAGCAUGCUGAGCCCCAGCUGUUCCGUCUAUGAGGCGUCGAUCCAUGAGAUGCAGCAUCAAAUGGGCGUCAUGCAGAUCUACGACGAUGGUCAGAUGGCCUCCCUGCAGACCAUUCACCCGGGCGCUGGUCCAGUCCAACAGUACGUGGAUGAGCUAGCGGAAUGCGUUGUGGGACCGCCUGGUGCCAUUCCCGUGGAAUGGGCAGCUCCGCUACCAAUGGCCGGUCCAGCAGCCAUGCUGCCGCCACCUCCACAGUGGCAGGCGGGGCAGGAAUGGCAACAACCGCCAACAGUGGCCAUAGAACAGCAGCAGCAACCGCAAAUGAUUCAGGCACAGCCACCACAAGCCCCCACACCGACGCCACAGCAGCAGCAGCAACAGCAGCAGCCGCUGCAUCAGGAUCAGCUGGUUGUUGAGAAGAAUUUGAUGAAUAAUAAUAAUGAAGUUCCUUUGGAGGAGAUUCUGAGCAAUGAAAAGCAGCAGCAAAUCGAAAUGGAGUAUCAGCAGCAACAACCGGCGCAUCCACCUCCACAGCAGCAGCAGCCACAGUUGCCACAACAAAUUGAGAAGCAGGCAACGAAAGUGGCUACCAAUCAGGUGGUGGCAACAGUGGCACCUCAACAGCAAAUGCAGAAGCAACAGGCGGCUCCGCAGCAUCAUCAACAGCAACAGACAUCGCCCGUGGUGGUGCCACAGCAGCAGCAGCAACAACAGCAGCAGCAGCAGCAGCAGCAGCAGCAACAGCAGCAACACCAUCAGCAGCAGCCACAGAGCGGCUAUCAGGAGGUGCAACAUCAGCCACAUCAACAGUCUCAACAGCAACAUCAGCAACAGCAUCAACAGCAACAGGCGCCACAGCAGCAAGUGCGAAAGCCGCCACAGCAAUACAAUCAAUCGCAGCAGCAUCAGGUGCGUCGCAAGUACUCGUCGGAGUACAAUCAUCAUCACCAGGGAGCAGGAGGUAACAGCAGCAGCGAGACGGGAAUACAGACAACAAAGAGCAUGUCCUGGACAAACUCUGCGCAGCACAAGAAGUCCACGCAGUCCGUUUCGGUGACGGCAUCGCCCAACAAUGUUAAUAAUGGACCAGGAGGAGCUACAGCAGGAGCAGCCACAGGAGGAGGCAGUGGAGGAUUCAACAAAUCCGGCAGCUACAGUCACUCCACAAAGACGUACACCAAUCAGCAGCAUUACCAGCAGCAGCACUAUCAGAAUAAUUAUACGAACAACAGCAGCACCAGCAGCAACAGCAGCAGCAACGCUGGCGGCAACAACAACAGCAGCAGCAGUGCCAGCAACAAUCAACAACAACAGCAGCAGCAGCAACAACAGCCACAGCAACAGCCACAAGUGCGCACCUAUGGCACGAUGAAGGUGCCCUCGUCGCCAGUGGCCAGCAAUGCCCCUUUGCUGGAGAGAAAGAACAGUCAGCAGGGAGGUGCCACAGUAGCUGCAGCAGCAACAACUACCUCAACGGCGAGCAUAACAGCAACGCCAAGCCAUUUCCAGCAGCAAGAGACGAGCAAUGCAGCGGCAGCAGCAGCUUCUCAGCAGCAGCAGCAAUCACAUUACCACCAGCAACAGCAGACACAACCUGCCACACAGCAACAAUAUGCUGCACCGCCAGCGGCCGCCACCAAGACCUACAGCAGCUAUGCGGCCAAGCGACAGCACACUGUUUACGAGCAGCCAGCCCUAAGCUCCGUGGUAUCCGCAUCUGCAUCCUCCUCCACUUCCGCCAAUACCCAGCCGCAGAUGAAUCUGGCCCCGCCCGCACCACCCGCUUCGCAAAGCAAUCAAAACAGCGCCGAGAGCUCGCAGCCCUCGUGGGCGAGUCUGUUUGCCAACAAGAAGCCAGUGGCCAAGGUGGCACCGUACGAGGCCAACAAACCAACACCCGCACCGGCGCCUUUGCCAGUUCAACCGCCUGUGCAGCAGUUGGCACCGCCACAGCCACAGCUACCAGUUCAACCUCAGCCGCAAGCCACUGUGGUAGUUGCAGCACCACAGCCUCAACCUCAGCAGCAGCCACAGGUGCAGCAGCAGCAGCCACAGCCCCAGACACAACCUCAGUCUCAGCCACAGCCACAGCCUCAACCUCAGCCACAACCACAGCUGCAGGCCCCACCAAAACCACAAUUGAAGCCGCAACCACAACUGCAGCCACAGCCAAAACUUCAGCCCCUUUUGCCAGCCCCAACCGCUCAUCAGCAACUGCAACUCCCAGCGCCAGUGCCUGCGCCCAUCACACCUUUGAUAACGCCCGGAACGCUCUCCUAUUCGGCUGCCUCGGCACAGGCGAUGCCAGCGCCCAGUCCCUCGGCAUCCAUCAAACCUCUGAAACCAGAGCCUGUUGCGCGUCCUUCGGCCCAACUCGAUGAGUGGACCAACAAAUAUGCAGAUUUCCUGACACGCCAGAAGACUAAUUUGGCGCCCAUCAGCCUGCGUCCCCGAGGACUAACCAAUCGCUCAAACUAUUGUUACAUCAACUCUAUACUCCAAGCGCUGCUGGGCUGUUCGCCGUUCUACAAUCUGCUGCGAUCGAUACCCAAGCAGGCGGCGGUCCUGAGUGACGUGAAGACGCCAACAGUGAAUGCCAUGAUGUCUUUUAUGACCAACUUUUCAUCGCUGCCCAGUGGGCUGCGUCUACGUUUGAACACUCUCAACAAGGCGGCCCAGAACAAGGGCAAAGAUGAAUUUGCCGGCACGGACCUGCAGUGCGAUAUUGCCUUUGAGCCCACAGAUAUUUACAAGCUGUGGAACGACAGCCGCGAGGAGCAUGUCGAGGGUCGCCAGGAGGAUGCCGAAGAGUUUUUGGGUUAUGUUUUGAAUAAACUCAACGAUGAGAUGUUGGAGGUAAUUAAACUGAUUGCCAAGCCCGUGCCACAGCAGAACGGCCAAGAGCAGCCGGAGCCCGAAGAUGGUGGCGAGGUCUGGCAGAUGAUUUGCAACAAUCGAAACAAGGGCAGUGUCACACGCCAAACAGAUUUUGGACGCACUCCCAUCAGCGACAUCUUUCGCGGAGAAUUGCGCUCCCGUUUGCAGCGUGAGGGAGAACACUCCACGGAUGUGAUUCAGCCAUUCUUUACUCUACAAUUGAACAUUGAAAAAGCUGCUUCUGUCAAGGAAGCCCUAGAGAUCCUAGUGGGUCGUGAUCAAUUAGAGGGCGUUACGGGUAGCAAGACCAAGCAGGAAGUGGUGGCCUGGCAGCAAAUGACCCUCGAGAAGCUACCAGUUGUACUGAUAUUGCAUUUAAAGUACUUUGAUUACCGAUCCGAUGGUUGCACAAAGAUCCUAAAGAAAGUCGAGUUCCCCGCCGAACUGAAGAUCGAUGCCAAGAUACUUGGCUCGAAGAAAACCUCCCAGAAGCAGCGUGCCUACCGCUUGUUCGCAGUGGUCUAUCAUGACGGAAAGGAGGCCUCGAAGGGGCACUACAUUACGGAUGUGUUCCACACGGGGUACAACAAUUGGUUGCGCUAUGACGACAGUUCGGUGAAACCGAUUAGCGAGAAGCAAGUGCUGCAGCCGCAUACGCCGCGGGUGCCUUAUCUACUCUACUAUCGUCGCUCCGAUACCAUCCAGCAUGCCACACAGCCGCAUCAACAGCAGGCAAAUGGAGGCGGUGCAUCGGGAGGCGUUGUGGGAGGAUCAACAUCCAAUUCGGACGCCAAUAAGUGAAAGAAAACUUGUAAAAUAUAUCAGAUACACAGAUAACUAUAAGUGCUAGGCGAUAAUGAGUGAGCGAGAGUGAGGGAGCGAGAGAGUGAGUGAAAGAAUUUGGUUUUUAGAUGCAUAUACGUUAUACAAACAACAUAGCGAUUAAGAUAUACAUAUAUUCAAGUGGUAAAUUAAGCCAAAAGUCCAAAGCGCAUGUGUGCGAGAUGUAAAGAGUGUGAGUGAAGCAAGGAACCAUAGCUCUAAGCUUAGGAAUUAGUGAUUAAGAUGACACAUUGAAACGAAUUCGUUGUACAAAGUGGCAGAAGAAAUUAUUGUAUAAAAACUACCGAGAAAAGGCAGUAACAUUCGUAGCAAAGAGUAGCGAAAGUGAAACGAACACUCGGUAAAACUGAACAGCGAUAGAAAAAAUAUCAUUUAUAAAUUAGUGCUAAAGAAAAACUAGCUACACCCCAAUUUACCAAUUUUCUGUAAUCAUUUAACCAUGGCACAAAAAAAGUAAUCUAGCCAUUAACGUUAGUCAGUGUAUAGCCCCUCCUGUCCCCCCUAGAAUUCUUCGAUUUAUGACAAAAGAUUUAGUGCUGUAAAUAGUAUACAAAAUAACUAUAUAUUGUACUGCAGUUUUACUCGUGUGUGGCAUGCAGCAUGUGCAUUUAGACGCCCAACAAUAUAUGGAAUGCUUUGAAUAUGCUUUAAAAAGAAUAUAUAGAAACCAGAAGACUCUCUUUCGAUUGGGAGCAACAACCAGAUCAUAGAACCCACAACAGAAACACGUUCAUUUUGUAAUUUAUUAUUUUAUGUUGUUUAGUUUUACUUAGAAAUCCGUUUAAGGACAGGCGUAUAUGAUAUAUUAUAUCCAUAUAUAUUACACAAAUUGUUAUUCAUAGUUAGUCAAACGUCCAACGAGACAGAUGGGUACAUACAUAAUACAGAUUUUUGGAUUCGUUGUGUUUGCGCCUUUAUGAUAUUCGAACACCACAGUUUGCUUAGGUCUAGGGUCGCAUAUAUGUAUAGCAUACUAUACAGGUUUAUAUAACUUCUUAGAGAAUUGCUUGUGGGGAUUGAAAGGAAACGAAAAUGAGAACUAAAACAAAACAAAAACACUAAUCAAUCAUUUACAUAUAUAUUUUCAUAGGCUAUAUAACUCCAUAUAUAUUAUUUAUAGAUAUCGUGCCAAUGUUUAAAAAAGAAAACAGCUAAAAAACAGAAGAAACACAAUUUGUAAAACUUGUCAAAGCCUUGUAUAGUCAUUCGGCUAGACGAUAAGUGAGAAUAUAAUGAUUAUUAAUCAAUAUAUAUACAGACCAUCAUCAUCAUCGAUAUAUGUGCUGAUAACAGACAAGUGCUGACAUUCAAAUGGAUAAAUGAUUCAUGGAUCCAUUUGAUUGUCAUUACUUCUGAAACACAAAACAAUUUAUUCUUAAGAUAGAACACACAUACAGAAAUGACUUACAGAUAACCAAUGUAAAUCGAUAUAUGUAUAAUAUAUAUAUUUUUAUGUUAUACAUACACACCAACACACACACACACACAGCACACAUAUGAAUUAAUUGUAAGCCCAAUAUAAUAGGAAAGCAUUUUUUUUAUAGAAACUAUACGCGUCAUCUAUGCGCUCUGCUAGUUAAAAAAUAGGUUCCUACAAUUAUACGAGAAAAAUAACCGAUAAAAACCACAAAAAAAAAACACAAAACACAUAAGGAAAAUACCACAAAAAACAAGGACAAAUGUUAGAAUCGUAAAUGGAAAAGCGAUAAGCGAAACAAUAAUAUUAAUAAUAUAAUGGAUGUAGUCUAAAGCCAAGCUAAAAGAAAAACCAUCAACAAUUAACAACAACAAAAAAACAACUAACAUUAUAAUACAUUUAACUAUAAAUACAAUUUAUACAAGAAAACAAAAAAGUAAUACCAACCAAGCAAGAAAAUUGGUGGCAAAAGACCUGAAAAAUGUAUCGGAAUAAUGUUUAUACUAUAUUAAUAAUGUAUGUAUAUUUUUGCAAGCGAAAUUAUAAUGUCAAACAUAUAAACGAAACGAUAAAGAAUAGGAUAAAGCGAUAGAUCGAUCAUAAAUCGGUAAUAAAGACGUAAAACAUUUUCGCUUAUAUUAAAGUAUAAUUUUUGUAACCCUAUUUUUGUUAUGUAACUUAUGGAAUACUCCAAAAAGUAAUGUUUAUUGUAUUUUUUUUAAAUAUAGUCCUUGUUUUGUCCUUCCCAGCCAAGUGUGGUAGUGCGUUUCAUAGCUGUAAAUCAAUGAAAAUCAUGAAUUUAUAGUUUAAACAAUGAAACAUCGUUUCACCUUCUGCCUUAAUUCAAAGAAAGCCUUAAAUCAGUGACCGCCUUUAAUGAUAUAUGCAACUAUUUCUUUUGACACACUAGAUACCGACUUGUGCUUGUGAAACGCACUGUACACUCUCUAAAUUCCAAUAUUUUUGUCGUUUCUGUUCCAUUUAUCGUGUUAUAUUUUGGUAAUUGUUUGUGUGAACCUUUUAACAUUAUGUUUGUCCCCAUGAUUUAAUGUAUGACUUAGCCCUUAAGUAGUUUCUAAGGCUGUGUAACUAAACAAAACUAAAAACAAGAGUAUGUACUAACAAAAAAAAACCUAUGGCUUACGGACAUAUGUUUAUCCCUUUGAUUGGUUGUUGUAUUUGAGUUUAGCGCCGUACAAUUUUUGUUUAUUUUGAAUAUGAUAUCGAGGCGGGAUAAACAGAAAUUGGCAAGUGCACUUACUAAACGUAUAAUGAAAUAUAAAUGAAGUACAUAAAUAAUGAAUCGAUUAUAAAAGUCUAAGCUGUAAGUACGAUACAAACUAAUAUAACGAUAUAACAAAAUGUUUUGUAAACCAUUUUCUGAGCCUUGAAGCAAAAGGGUCAACGAAAGGGCUGGAAAAUGCUCAAAAGCAAUGGCCAGAAAAGCAACAUAAAGUGUAAAAGAACACACACAAAAAUCAAAGUUAAGCAAAGCUAAGAAAAAAUGAAAGCGAAAGCUUAAAUAUUUAGUCCACAUUUUAGUCUAAACAAAAACAAAACAAA
Messenger RNA from Drosophila guanche, 8459 nucleotides. It is a transcript of the gene Usp10, whose product is annotated as trithorax group protein osa. Lineage: Eukaryota; Metazoa; Arthropoda; Insecta; Diptera; Drosophilidae. Gene Ontology annotation, biological process: regulation of autophagy; protein deubiquitination; DNA damage response, signal transduction by p53 class mediator. Gene Ontology annotation, molecular function: cysteine-type deubiquitinase activity; cysteine-type endopeptidase activity. Bases 491 to 5437 code for a protein of 1648 amino acids. The transcript is spliced from 10 exons. Gene Ontology annotation, cellular component: nucleus; cytosol. The record is from RefSeq and is a predicted model, not a curated record.